This is a messenger RNA of Yamadazyma tenuis ATCC 10573, 1633 nucleotides long. It is a transcript of the gene ARO3, whose product is annotated as 3-deoxy-7-phosphoheptulonate synthase. Gene Ontology annotation, molecular function: 3-deoxy-7-phosphoheptulonate synthase activity. Gene Ontology annotation, biological process: aromatic amino acid biosynthetic process. Gene Ontology annotation, cellular component: cytoplasm. The record is from RefSeq and is a predicted model, not a curated record. NCBI's taxonomy places the organism in Eukaryota, Fungi, Ascomycota, Pichiomycetes, Serinales, Debaryomycetaceae.
UCUUUUUUCAGCAAGUUGCAGCUAAGUCCACUUUGACAACCAGCACGAACUUAUCAUCGUUUUAACAAAACCAUGUUCAUCUCAAACCCCAACAUCGGCGAUCGCUCGCGGUUAGAAGACUGGAGAAUCAAAGGUUACGACCCGUUAACUGCUCCCGACUUGUUACAACAUGAGCUCCCAUUAACUGAGAAGAACCAAAAGGUGAUCUUGGAAGGAAGAGAGCAGGCCUGUGACAUUUUGAAUGGGAAGGAUGACCGAUUGAUCUUAGUCAUCGGACCAUGUUCCAUUCACGAUCCCAAGGCAGCGAUGGACUACGCCACCCGUUUGGAGGCCCAGGCCGAAAAGUACAAAGGCGAAUUACACAUCGUCAUGAGAGCUUACUUGGAAAAACCCAGAACCACCGUUGGUUGGAAAGGUUUAAUCAACGACCCCGAAAUCGAUGGUUCUUUUCAAAUAAAUAAAGGAUUGAGAAUCGCUAGAGGCUUGUUUGUGGAGUUGACCAAAAAGUUACCUAUCGCAGGAGAAAUGUUGGACACGAUUUCUCCCCAGUUCUUGUCGGACUUGUUCUCGGUGGGUGCCAUUGGAGCCAGAACCACUGAGUCGCAGUUGCACAGAGAAUUGGCAUCGGGAUUAUCUUUCCCCGUAGGGUUCAAAAACGGUACCGACGGUACUUUGGGAGUGGCGGUUGAUGCCAUGAGGGCUGCUGCCCACCCCCACCACUUUUUAUCGGUGACAAAACCUGGUGUGGUUGCAAUUGUAGGAACAGAAGGGAACGAAGACUGUUUUGUGAUUUUGAGAGGUGGUAAAAAGGGUACCAACUACGACGAAGCUUCAGUCGACGAGUGUCAGGAGGUGUUGGUCAAGUCCAAGAUCGUUACCGACGAUAAGCCUGGUCCCAGAAUCAUGGUGGACUGUUCUCACGGCAACUCCAACAAAAACCAUAUGAACCAACCGUUGGUGGCGGCUGAAAUUGCUGCUCAGUUGAAGAAAGGGUCUACUAAGAUCUGUGGGUUGAUGAUUGAAUCGAACAUAGAAGAGGGAAGACAGGAUGUUCCACCACUUGAAAAGGGUGGAAAAGAUGCUUUGAAAUACGGGUGCUCGAUUACUGAUGCUUGUAUAGGAUGGAACGACACCGAAAAGGUGUUGGAGCUUUUGUCCGAUGCCGUCAAGGCCAGAAGAAACUUGUAAUUACAUGUAUAUGUUUGUAUAUACGGGCAAAAACUGUUACACGACUGGAGUUUGUGGAACAUGCACAAACUUUGAUGAAAGCUUUCGCAAACCCAGUGUUCCUUAAAGGUGCGGUGGUGUACGGCAUCGUCACCGAGGGGCCAGUCUGAAACCGGUCCAUGUCAAGCUUUCUCAGCACCAAAGUUUGUAGCAUAUGCAGUCAACACUCUGUACAGUCAAGAAGACGACUUUUUCAGGUCCUCAACUAGGUGUGCUGUUAAUAGAAUAUGACCCAUCACAAUCAUAGCAACAAUGUUGGGAUAUGUUACGGCCUAGAAGGCGUCUUGAAAAGCAUUUAUCUCAAGACUGCUGAUAAAUGCGUGGAGUUUUAAGCCCCGACAGAACCGGGUUUAUUGAGAUAAGUAAAAAUUUUGCACAUCCUGAUUACAAAAAAUACCCGCUGUUC